Cladophialophora psammophila CBS 110553 is the source of this 405-nucleotide messenger RNA. RefSeq lists its product as uncharacterized. Bases 1 to 405 code for a protein of 134 amino acids. NCBI's taxonomy places the organism in Eukaryota, Fungi, Ascomycota, Eurotiomycetes, Chaetothyriales, Herpotrichiellaceae. The transcript has 2 exons. The record is from RefSeq and is a predicted model, not a curated record.
AUGCCCAUUCCCCAUCUCGAGACCCCCGUCACAUCAAGCACCAGCCAUAUCUCUCGGGUAUCGUUUCUCGAGGAACAGAAUGUGCGGAUGGCGUCGACCUUGUUUCAGGCACAACCUUCAUAUACCUUUGAAACAUGGGAAGAUUGUGUACACUUCCAGGAAGCCUUGCUCAGUCAAACAGUUGUCUUCACUGCGGGUAUUGCAGAGGCAAAAUCCAAAGGAAGAGGCGAAGAAUGCAUCAGUCAGAAUUUGCGCAUCCUGCGUUCGCGGACGGGGAAGCAGAUCAUUCUCUUCUUUGCCAAUUCACAACGAAAAGAAAAGAAGCGAUACAUUACUGUUCCCCGUGAGUAUCCACCGACCACACAGCAUGCCAGGCUGGACGAGUCGCGGUGGCAACCUGUCUGA